UACCCUCCUGUGCGGUAGUUAUAGGGGAGAUCUGAUCUCAGAGCGGAGACCGUCACUGUGUAGAGGCAGAGGCAAGGAGAGCGACAGCAUGCUGCGAUUCACCGCACAGUCCGCCAACAUGAAGCCUGGGCCGGUGAUGAAGACGAUGGUGAUGCUGCUGAUCAUGUGGGACUUUAUGGAGAUGACUGCAGCUCAGGCCCGCUGUGACCCCCUCACUCAGUAUGCGAACGGCGGCGACUGCUGCAAAAUGUGCGGCCCUGGGACCAGCAUGUCAUCCAUCGGCACUUGUCAGGAGCCUCAGUGCCUGGAAUGUGGGGAGAACGAAUAUCAGGAUAAAUACACCACGGAAGUCAAGUGUCAACGUCAGCCAUACUGUGACCCGAACAGAAACUUUCAGGUUGCUGUCCAUGAGAAGAAGAAAGAAACCAUCUGCAUGUGCAACCCUGGAUUUCACUGCUCCGCUGAAGACUGCAUAACCUGUGUGCCGCACACCACCUGUGAGUCAGGAUAUGGAGUUCUGUCCAAAGGAAAUCGUACGCACAACACAGUGUGUCAGAAAUGCCCCAAAGGCACAUAUUCUGAUGAGACGUCAUUGGACGCCCCCUGCAAGAAAUGGACAGAAUGUGGGAGUGGACAACACGUUCAGCAAAGGGGAACCGAUACAUCUGACAACGUCUGCGAGGAAACCUCACGCUUGCAUGUAGGCGUGAUCGUUGGUGUGCUUCUUGCGGCCGGGGUUGCAGUUGUCGCGGUGCUCGUGUUUUGGCUAUGCAAAGGUAAACAAGGCGAUGCGAGGGGAAGCGUAAAGGUCUGUGUUGAGUCAUGUCUGGGAGACAAAAGGGAGCCCCUGAGAGAAACCACAGCUUACCCUGCUGAAGAAGAGUCCAUGUUUCCUGAGGUGCGGUCCCCAUCAGAGUGUUGUGUGAGGACACCGGUGGAGAACGAGGAUGAGUCAACAAUAGACGAGCGUUUAACUGACAAUGGAAACUUUGUGAUGGAGGAGAAUGGGAAAACAGAAGUCGUCUCCCAGGAGGAAUCACAAGCACAGACAUUUCUGGACUGAAAGAUGGCCGACACUAACAUAUCACAGCUGACCUUAUGUAAUUAUGAAUGUAUGGUGUAUUGUUGCCCCAUGUUUGACAUGUAUAUAUAUUUCUCCACCUAAAGAUGUAUAUAGUUGCCUCUAGUGUUAGUUAGGUGUUUAAGGUAACACUGUUCUAGUGGUGAGCUGAUGUUUCACUGUGAUUCGGUACUGAUGUUGUGUUUUGAUGUCAGCAACUGUUUGUCAUCAGAUUUCAGUACAUUGAAAACAAAUUGUAAUUUUAAGUUGUAGUGUUUUUUGUUUUAUUUUUUUAAAAAAAAGAACUUGCAUUAAAAGUUAUGCUAUGUGAAUUUUAAACAGCAAGAAUAUUUGUUUCUUCUGUCAGACAAACUCAAACAGAAUUCCCAUAGUGCUUUAGGGGAUAUAAACAGGAAGCGUAAUGCGCCGUGAAUUCGGUGAUUCACGCUGUAGGCUGAAACUUGAACGCAGUCAUUGUAGCCUGUUUAUUUCCAUGUUGACAUUAGCGUGAUUAAAAGUAUGCCGAAUUAGCUAUUGGCAGUCGCUGUUUGCAUUGUCCUCAUGAAUGUACAGAUAAAUACCACUACAAUACUGUCAUACUUUAGAAAACUGAAAAACAUGAGGAUUCUGAGGCGAGUUCCGGAGUGAAAAGGAGCGCGUGGUUUCCAAACUGAUGUAUGGAGGUUUAUUCGCGAUGGACAUCCAAGAUAAUGGAAAACGUAAGUCGUAGGAUAAUAAAAAACAUUCAUAGAC
This is a messenger RNA of Scatophagus argus, 1813 nucleotides long. It is a transcript of the gene cd40, whose product is annotated as CD40 molecule, TNF receptor superfamily member 5. The record is from RefSeq and is a predicted model, not a curated record. Lineage: Eukaryota; Metazoa; Chordata; Actinopteri; Scatophagidae. Bases 89 to 1063 code for a protein of 324 amino acids. Gene Ontology annotation, molecular function: CD154 receptor binding; antigen binding. Gene Ontology annotation, cellular component: external side of plasma membrane; CD40 receptor complex. Gene Ontology annotation, biological process: defense response to protozoan; response to type II interferon; positive regulation of transcription by RNA polymerase II. The transcript has 9 exons.